Molecule: messenger RNA, 1184 nt
Organism: Larimichthys crocea (large yellow croaker)
Lineage: Eukaryota; Metazoa; Chordata; Actinopteri; Sciaenidae
Product: CD209 antigen-like protein E
Exons: 6
Coding region: 78-782 (234 amino acids)
Source: RefSeq, a predicted model, not a curated record
AGGAAGUACAUUUCACAUCAUUCUCAAGGAGACACAUUAUUGAUCACCAUUGUCACCCUCCACUCAGCAAGUGAAAUAUGGUGAAGUUUGUCCAUAAAGAAGAAUCUGAGAUCACUAUGGACUAUGUGAAUCUACCUGCUUUACCCGGGGGUGAUGCCCUGAAGAGCUGCUCUGGCAAGGACGGUGGAGUUACUGCUGCAGUUCCUGGUAUGAAAGUCUACAGGCUUGUUGCUGUCAGUUUUGGACUCUUGUGUAUCCUACAAGGUGCUCUCAACAUUUCCCUGCGUCUUGCUCUUGACUAUUCUGACACUAAGGUACCAGAUAAAGAGGCCAGCUGCAAUAACCUGACUAAAGAGAGUGCAGAGCUGAGGGGAAAACUGGUUAACUUUCAUUACUAUUUCAAUCAAGGAUGGGUGUAUUUUCAUCCCAGCUUCUAUUACAUUUCUUCUGUCAUGAAAUCCUGGAAUGACAGCAGAGAUGACUGUCUGCAAAGAGGUGCAGACCUGAUGAUCAUCAACAGCAAAGAAGAACAGGAAUUUUCAAGAAAAUUCCACAAGCUCACGUGGAUUGGACUGACAGAGAGAGAAACCAAAGGAGUGUGGAAAUGGGUGGAUGGCACUACACUGACUGAAAGCUACUGGGGCCCUGGAGAGCCGAAUGAUAAUAAAAACAAAGCAGAGGAGUGUGUAGAAUUAAGGUUCCAUGAUAUAGAAAACAGCUGGAAUGACAUAUCAUGUAAAAACCAAAACUUCUGGAUCUGUGAAAAGAUAAUAACCAUAUAACUCGGCAUAUUAGAGUGCACAAAAAAAUUCCCAUUUCACAUACUGUACAUUCUGGGAAGCUAUUUCAGGGUCUUAUAUCUCUGUACAUGUGCAUAACUAAGCUCUACCCAUGUCUUUAUGGACAUGAUAACCAUUUGGCUAGAUGUAAAGUGUGAAAGUGUGAUUUAGAGUGCAGCACAACUAGAACUGGAGUAGAAAUGGGAGUGACAGUUCUUGACAAGGGGUCUUUUCUAUCUUAAGCCUUCUAGUGAGUCAUACUUUUCGUACUUUUCAUCUUGCACAACACAUGCUUUAAACCUCUCCUACUCAAGCAAGGUAACAAAAUGACUGAAGAAUAUUUUAAUUUACUGAAAGUUUUAUUGUGCAUUUCCUAACAAUAAACAUUUGGUCUUUUUAUUAAAA